UCAAACGUGGCGGGCAUGGGCAGGGCGGCCGCACGGCGCCGCCCCGUCCGCACGAUCCAAAGGCCACAACCGUGCGGCAGGAACAUAGAUCAGAAGCCCCGUCCCCGCUUUGCGUCCAUUCGCACGUCGCGUCGCCCUCCCGCCCGCCGGCCCGCACCACCUUCACGUGAGCCUUCGCGACGCUGCCGGCCUGCCGCUAGUAGUAUAGUCCUCUCCUGCCCGCUUUCCUCCUCGCGACCGGCUGGGGAGCCAGAGCGCGAGCUCGAGAAGCAAGCGCGCGCGCAGGAGAUGGCGGGAGACGACGCCCUGACCGGCGGCGCCACGGCGGAGGAGGAGCCGCACGUCGAGCGGCUUCCGGCCGACAUCCUCGCCCAGGUCCUCUCCCUCCUCCCCUCCUUCCACGACCUCUCCAUGGCCGGGGGAGUGAGCCGGCGGUGGCGCCGCGCGGUGGGCCGGUCACUGGCGACGCGGCGGAGGCUGAGCUUCGCGGGGCAGCGCACCGGCGACGAGUCCACCGCGCGCCUCGUCCGCGCCGCCGUCAACCUCCGCGACCUCGACAUUUCACGAAGCUGCUGGGGAUGCCAGAUCACGGACCAGGGCCUGCUCGACAUCUCCACGGCGGCGUGCGUCGGCAACCUCACCUCCGUCUCGCUGUGGGGGCUGGCCGGGAUCACUGACAAGGGCGUUGUUCAUCUGGUUUCAAGGGCUCAUUCUUUGCAGCACCUGAACAUUGGUGGGACAUUCAUCACUGACGAAUCACUCUAUGCAGUUGCGGACAGUUGUUCAAAUCUGAAGAGCAUCAUAUUGUGGAGCUGCCGCCAUGUGACGGAAGCCGGGUUGGUGGCGUUAGUGCACAAAUGCCCAGAACUAGAGUGCAUCAAUGUUGGCGGGAUGCGGGUGUCGCCGGAGAGCUUCGCGGGCCUGAAGUCCAUCAGCCCCGCCCUGCGUAUCAGGUCUAUCCCACAGAUCCUCAAUGCGGACGUGCAGGUCGCCUGAAAGAAAAAGAUACUCCUCUCCUGUAUACCGCGAUCCAUCGCUCCAUGGAAAUUCAAGAAUUAAGAGAUUUAUGUUGUUCUUGAUUCAUAUUGUGUUGAUGUGUUGAAAGUGUUGUACAUAUGUUGACUUGUACAUGUUACAAAGAAUAAAAUGUAAGGCAGAAAUACUCUGCAAAACUAUACAUCGGGACUGUUCAAAAAGUUGGAUGUUGUACAGUUACAGACGCAUAGUACCAUUCAUUUUAAGUUCAA
Messenger RNA from Hordeum vulgare subsp. vulgare (domesticated barley), 1247 nucleotides. RefSeq names its product F-box protein At5g67140-like. Lineage: Eukaryota; Viridiplantae; Streptophyta; Magnoliopsida; Poales; Poaceae. The transcript has 5 exons. Gene Ontology annotation, biological process: SCF-dependent proteasomal ubiquitin-dependent protein catabolic process. Gene Ontology annotation, cellular component: SCF ubiquitin ligase complex. The coding region runs from base 16 to 996 and encodes 326 amino acids. Gene Ontology annotation, molecular function: protein binding. The record is from RefSeq and is a predicted model, not a curated record.